AUGACGCCGCCGCCAGACGCCGCCUUCACCACUGGCAUCCUCCUCGUCCUCACCCUCUUGGUUUUUGCCGGCGUCAGCCAUGCCGCCACGGAGUCAGAGGCCAAGGUGCUCCUAGACUGGAAGGCCAGCCUGGGUGACCCGGACGCGCUCUCCAGCUGGGCCAAAGCCGCCGGGCUUUGCUCCUGGUUUGGCGUGUCCUGCAACAACACCGGCCGUGUCGAAUCCCUCAGGCUCCGGGGGAUAGGCCUCGCUGGCACGCUCAACAAGCUCGAUACCACAGCUUUUCCUGCCCUCAUCGUGCUUGACCUCAAUGGUAACAACUUUGUCGGCGCCAUCCCAGCAAGCCUCUCACGGCUGCGCUCCCUUGCCGUGCUCGACCUCGGCAGCAAUGGGUUCGAGGGCCCCAUCCCGCCUCAGCUCGGCGACCUCUCUGGCCUUGUCGACCUGCGUCUCUAUAACAAUAACCUCGCCGAUGCAAUCCCCCACCAGCUGAGCAGGCUCCCUAGGAUCAAGCAUUUUGAUCUGGGCUCCAACUUCCUCAAAAACAGGGACUACCGCAAGUUCUCGCCAAUGCCCACCGUCACCUUCAUGUCGCUCUACCUCAACUACCUCACCGGCAGCUUUCCAGAGUUCGUUCUCGAGAGCGGCAACAUCACCUACCUUGACCUAUCGGAGAAUGAUAUCUCUGGGCCAAUACCAAACUCGCUACCGGAGAAGCUACCCAACCUCAAGUACCUCAACUUGUCCUUGAACGCCUUCUCUGGCCAGAUACCAGCAUCGCUGUCGAAGCUAAGGAAGCUCUGGGACCUGCGGGUUGCAACCAACAACCUCACGGGUGGCGUCCCCGAUUUUCUUGGGUCCAUGCCUCAGUUGAGAGCUCUUGAACUCAGCAACAACCCGCUCGGUGGGGCGAUCCCACCGGUUCUUGGCUGGCUCCAAAUGCUGCAACACCUUGGCCUGAACGGCGCAGGCCUGGUUUCCACUAUUCCACCGGAGCUGGGCAACCUUGGCAAUCUCAAUUUUGCGGAGUUGUCGGCGAAUGAGUUCACCGGUAUCUUGCCGCGGGCGUUGGCCGGGAUGCACAAAAUACAAGAGUUUGGCAUAGAGUUCAACAAACUCACUGGUCAAAUUCCGGCAGUUUUGUUCACGAGCUGGCCGGAGCUCAUAGCAUUCCAAGCGCAGGGAAACUCGUUCACUGGGAAGAUUCCGCCAGAGCUAGGCAAGGCAACCAAGCUAAAAAUAAUAUAUCUCUACAGCAACAACCUUACCGGCUCUAUUCCGGUAGAGAUUGGCGAGUUGGUGAGCCUAAGCCAGUUGGACUUGUCCGCCAACUUGCUCACAGGGCCAAUACCCAGCUCGUUCGGCAACCUCACGCAGCUCAUGAGGCUGGCGCUCUUCUUCAACCAGCUCACUGGAACGAUCCCACCGGAGAUUGGCAACAUGACAGCAUUGCAAGUCUUGGAUGUCAACACCAACCUUUUGGAAAGCGAGCUGCCCAACACCAUCACAUCACUCAGGAAUCUCCAGUACAUCAGCCUGUUCGACAACAACUUUGGGGGCAACCUACCCGCUGACCUCGGUAAGGGGCUGAGCUUGAUCGACGUGAGCUUCGCGAAGAACAGCUUCUCCGGAGAACUGCCGCAGAGUCUGUGUGAUGGCCUCAUGAUAGAGAAUUUCAUGGUGAACCAUAACAACUUCAGCGGCUCGCUACCGCUGUGCCUCAAGAACUGCACAUCCCUAUUCCGUGUGAGAUUGGACCAGAACCAAUUCACUGGGGACAUCUCAAAGGUGUUUAGUGUCCAUCCCAUCUUGGACUUCUUGGAUGUUUCGGGGAAUCAGCUGACAGGGAACCUGUCGCAUGAUUGGUCACAAUGCACCAAUCUAACAAUUCUAUCCAUGGACAACAAUCGCCUGUCUGGAAACAUUCCUGCAGCCUUGUGUGGAUUGACCUCUCUCCAGUUACUGGAUCUAUCAAGUAACCACUUCACUGGUGAGCUCCCAAGUUGCUGGCGGGAACUACAAGCAGUGGUAUUUAUGGAUGUAUCCAGCAAUGGGUUCUGGGGUAAAUUACCUAUCUCGACAAGCUUGAGUGACUUCCCUCUCCAAUCACUCCAUCUUGCUAACAAUAGCUUCUCUGGGGAUUUCCCAUCUGUCAUUGAAACCUGUUGCCGUAAGCUCAUCACACUAGAUCUUGGGAACAACAUGUUAUUCGGUGUUAUUCCUGCUUGGAUUGGAAAAAGUGUUCCCCUUCUACGAGUUCUGAGCCUCCCAUCCAACAAUUUCAGUGGUGUCAUUCCAUUCGAGAUAUCCCAGCUUUCUAAUCUGCAAGUACUUGACAUGUCAAACAACAGCUUUACUGGAUUCAUCCCAAGUACAUUCGGCAACUUAUCAUCCAUGAUUGAACAACUCUCGUCUUGGAGAACAACAUCUUCUGAAAAGCAUGAUGUUGUCAAACUGAGACGGAUUUCUAUUUUUUCUAGAAGGACUAUGCCACCUGAUAGCUUGUCGUCAGUGGACGAGUACCGAGAGAGAGUUAACAUUUUCUGGAAGGGUCGUGAGCAAACUUUUCAGAAAACAAUUGAACUAAUGACAGGCAUCGAUUUAUCAAGCAAUCUGCUCGCAGGCGACAUCCCCAACGAGCUAACAUACCUUCUAGGUCUCCGAUUCUUGAACUUGUCAAGAAAUGAUCUGUCGGAUAGUAUUCCACCAAGCAUUGGAAGUUUGGGGCUCCUGGAGUUCCUUGACCUCUCAUGGAACGAACAUUCAGGUCCUAUCCCACCCAGCAUCUCAAAUUUGCCGUACCUCAGUGUGUUAAAUCUCUCCAAUAACCGUUUAACAGGCUCCAUUCCGACGGGGAGUCAGCUACAGACACUUGUAGACCCAUCAAUUUACGGCAACAAUCUGGGGCUUUGUGGCUUCCCGUUGAGCGCACAUUGUCUGGGUGAGGGAACUGAUCAAGACCACACGCAGCAACUCGGAAGCGAUGUGGGGUUGUGUUACUCUGUAAUUCUUGGCGUUGUUUUUGGUUUUUGGCUUUGGUUUGGAGCUCUGUUUUUCCUCGAGCCAUGGAGGGUUUCCUUCUCUCGUUUUCUUGAUAAGUUUUGCAGUAAGUAA
Messenger RNA from Triticum dicoccoides, 3114 nucleotides. RefSeq names its product receptor-like protein 52. NCBI's taxonomy places the organism in Eukaryota, Viridiplantae, Streptophyta, Magnoliopsida, Poales, Poaceae. Gene Ontology annotation, molecular function: protein binding. The transcript has a single exon. The record is from RefSeq and is a predicted model, not a curated record. Bases 1 to 3114 code for a protein of 1037 amino acids.